GUGAGGGGAGGGCUGAGUGACCGGCAGUGACCCCGCGACUCCUGAGCGCAGCAACUCCACUGAGAGAGAGGGAGGCACACACACACAGCGGUUAUAAGUGAGCCCCGGGGGAGGGGAGCUGGGCCCUGCCGCCGCCGGAGUGACUAAGGGCCGUGUCCAUGGAGCUGGAGCGGCUGCCGGAUCAGGCGGCAGAGGGGCCGGAGGGGGAGCAGGCCGCCGCCGCUGCCGCUCCUCUGCUGCCGGCUCUAGGCCCAUGAGCGCGAGCGGAGGCCGCGGCGGCGCGGUUGCUAUGGAGCCCCUGGAGGCCUUGUUCAGCCCCGAUGUGGGAGUCGGGGAGAGCCCCGGGCCCGGCUCCUUCUGGACCGCGGUGUUCGACUACGAGGCGAGCGCCGAGGACGAGCUGAGCCUGAGGCGGGGCGAGCGGCUGGAGGUGCUGUCCACGGACGCCAAGGUGUCCGGCGACGACGGCUGGUGGACGGGCAAGAUCGGCGAGCGGGUCGGCAUCUUCCCGGCCAACUACGUGAGCCGGCAGCCGGCCCGGAGCCGAGCCCCGGCGGCUGAGCUGUCGGCACAGGCCGGGGAGGCCCAGCGAGCAGCGGCGGCCGCCGCCGCCACCGAGAUCGAGUUUAGCCAACUGACCCUGCAGGAGAUCAUCGGGGUCGGCGGCUUCGGCAAGGUGUACCGGGGCACCUGGAAGGGGCAGCCCGUGGCCGUCAAGGCCGCCCGCCGGGACCCCGACGAGGAGGCGGGCGCGACGGCGGAGAGCGCCCGCCGGGAGGCCCGGCUCUUCGCCAUGCUCCAGCACCGGAACAUCAUCGCCCUGCGGGGUGUCUGCCUGCAGGAGCCCAACCUCUGCCUGGUCAUGGAGUACGCGCAGGGUGGGCCCCUCAACCGGGCCCUGGCCGGGCGCCGCAUCCCGCCCCGCACCCUGGUCAACUGGGCCGUGCAGAUCGCCCGCGGGAUGUGCUACCUGCACGCCGAGGCCAUCGUACCGAUCAUCCACCGGGACCUCAAGUCCAGCAACAUUCUGUUACUUGAGAAAAUUGAAAAUGAUGAUAUCGCCAACAAGACACUGAAGAUCACUGACUUUGGCCUGGCCAGGGAGUGGCACAAAACAACCAAGAUGAGUGCGGCAGGGACGUAUGCUUGGAUGGCCCCUGAGGUUAUCAAAUCAUCCAUGUUUUCCAAAGGCAGUGAUGUUUGGAGCUAUGGCGUGUUACUGUGGGAGUUAUUGACUGGAGAAGUACCUUAUCGUGGGAUUGAUGGCCUUGCCGUAGCAUAUGGAGUAGCUGUCAACAAAUUAACCCUUCCUAUUCCGUCCACAUGUCCUGAACCAUUCACCAAACUAAUGGAAGAAUGUUGGGACCAGGAUCCUCACGUCCGUCCAAAUUUCGCUACCAUUUUGGAGCAACUCACUGCUAUUGAGGCCACAGUCAUAACGGAUUUACCCCAGGAAUCAUUUCACUCCAUGCAAGAUGAUUGGAAAAUGGAAAUACAGCAAAUGUUUAAUGAGCUGAGGACAAAGGAAAAAGAGUUGCGAUCACGAGAGGAGGAGCUGACGAGGGCAGAGCUCCAACAGAAGUCCCACGAAGAGCUGCUGAAGAGACGGGAACAACAGCUGGCAGAACGGGAAAUUGAUGUGUUGGAACGUGAGCUGAACAUUCUCAUCUUCCAGCUGAACCAAGAGAAACCAAAAGUGAAGAAAAGAAAAGGCAAGUUCAAGAGAAACCGGCUAAAGCUAAAAGAUGGAAACCGAAUCAGUUUACCUUCAGAUUUUCAGCACAAGAUCACUGUUCAAGCUUCUCCAACUCUCGACAAGCGGAAAAGCUUGAAUGGCAGCAGUUAUAGUCCACCGAGCAGCCCCACCAUUAUCCCAAGACUAAGAGCUAUACAGCUGAGCUCCAAAACAGAUGCUGUCAAUUCCAUUGGCAACCGCAACAGCAUAUAUGUAUACCAACAGGAUGUCGAUAUCGCAUGUGAAUAUACAAGCAAAUUCCUCAGUAGGUCUAAGACAAAAGUUACCCUUGAUGAGAGCAAUAGAACCUGGGGUAAAAGCACCAUAUACCGGCAAGAAGAUUAUGAAGAAGAAGUGCAGAAAGCUUGCAAAAAGAAAGGGCGAACUUGGGGACCUAGUUCUAUGCAAACAAAAGAGCGAGCCAGCUGUGAGGAAAGGACAAGGCCUUUGUCAGAUGGAAACAACCCAUGGUCUACAAGUUUGUUGAAGACUCCAACUUUACCUCUAACCUCAGUUUUUGCAAAUGUUACAGACCAUGGUAGCACUUCUGAACAGAUACGAGCAGCUGAUGACUAUGAAAAUCGACCAAAGCAGUCCAAAUUACCUAACCAGGUGUAUAUUGAUCUACCUCUUCGCAAAGAUCAUCAGGGAGAGGGAGAUGCUGGCAGUGAAAGUCAGGAGGAGGUGACACCCAUCAGUUCAGCCAACAGCACCCCACAGGUCACUCCCACAAACAGCCUGAAGCGAUUAACACAGAGGAAGAAAACCGAUAUGGUACUGUAUGGGUGUGCUGUGCUGCUUGCAUCUGUGGCCUUGGGAUUUGAUGUCAGAGAAGUGAAUAAAUCUCAGGCUUCAGAGGAAAUUGAGAUCAAAGAGGAGAAGAAGAAAAAGGAAGGCCUCUUUCAGAGAACCAGCAGGUUCCGCAGAAGCACAAGUCCUCCCAACAGGACAGUCUCCAGGAAGGAAGAGACGAACAUUCCCUCACUAAACUCCCAUUCUGUUAAUCUUUUGUCAAUGUCUUCCAUAUCCAAAUGUAAUUCCACAAGGUCCUUGCUCCGAUCAGACAGUGAGGAUACAUCCAUUUAUAACAUGCCUGUCACCCCGAACACUCUCCCCCAUAGACCAGAAUUCUUGACUGACAAUCCUCCAAAUGGCUCUGUGAAUGGAGUACAUAAGGAUCUGGAUGAAUCUCCUUUAUCGGACUCGGAUGCACCAGGUUUUAUGUGUCUGUCUGAAUCCAGUACACCACCAGAAAAGGGAGCUGCUAACCCCAAUGUAACCCGCCAUGGCCAGUUAUCAUCAGAUGAAAGCCCAGCCACCAAUGGAGAUUCUGACUCCAGUCCUCAUAGAGAAUCAUCAGAGUUCCCACGUCUUCCAGAUCCCAGAACCAUUUAUCCAAUGUCUGGAAGACGAAGAACCCCAAAAAGGGACGCAACACCAGAGAGACCAAAAUCUGGUGACAUGGUACCAAGGCCUCGGCCUUCCUUGUCCCGAAUAAGAAUGGACCCCUGGCGACUCGUGUCUCAGUUGAUAGGCCAAGAUGAGUCAUUAGAAAGCACAGGAGAUGUAAUAGUGACUAGUUCAGACAUAGCUCUUACUACUGAGUGCCAACCCAGUUUGCGCUUUGGUGCCUGCUCUCUACUAGACAUGGACAUGGAAGGCCAGAGCCAGGAUGGCACAGUACCCCUCUGCAAAAGUGAAUCUAAGCCGAGCAGACCAUGUGGCUUUGAACUGGAGAAAGAGUUUCUGUCUUAGCACUCACUGCCUAGGAUACAAGACCAUGCAAACAUUCCCUUUUCAUGAUUUGGGAGCAAAUAUCUAUGAAUGCAAUGAACCACAUUUGGAAAAAGAAAUGUGAACAGAAUGUAAUUUGUUUUAGGUGUCAUGUGAUACUUUUUUUUGUAACUGUAGGUCCAUGGGGUUGCAUCUGAACAGAACAGAUGAAAAGUGUCAUCUCACUACUGUCCUCUUUGUUGACACCUGACUCUCAAUUCUUGGACCCAAGCAGGAUUUUUGAUCUUGGGUCACAGGUACAGAAAGAUGGUCUAAUCCUGCGCCUAGUUCUGGCUCUCAGAUUUGGUAAAGCAAGUGCAUGUUGCUGACAAACCAGAAAUCGAUCUGCUGCAUGUGAAACUGGAUUAUCAGUUUGGCAUUUGGCUCUUGGUGUAUUGCACUUUGAAUGUUCUGAACACAACAAAAAUGUAUCUGAGGUCAUUACAUGUCCAUUGCAUAUUUAAAUUGUAAGUCUAAUCGGGUAUUUUGUCAUUUGCUUAAAAAACAACUCAUUAAUCUUCUUUGCAUUAAACCUCCAAUG
Hemiscyllium ocellatum (epaulette shark) is the source of this 4049-nucleotide messenger RNA. It is a transcript of the gene map3k21, whose product is annotated as mitogen-activated protein kinase kinase kinase 21. Gene Ontology annotation, molecular function: JUN kinase kinase kinase activity; ATP binding; protein binding. Gene Ontology annotation, biological process: protein phosphorylation. Bases 254 to 3490 code for a protein of 1078 amino acids. The transcript is spliced from 11 exons. The record is from RefSeq and is a predicted model, not a curated record. NCBI's taxonomy places the organism in Eukaryota, Metazoa, Chordata, Chondrichthyes, Orectolobiformes, Hemiscylliidae.